AUGCAAGCCCAAAUGCCUGACAGACCUCCUCCACCCAUUGAAAGGUUUGAUGGCACUUCUGACCCGGAGCACCAUCUCAGGAACUUCAUCGACUCCAUGGCUUACUACUCCAAGAGCGACCCGGUCAAAUGCAGAGCCUUCUCCCAAUCCAUAAAAGGAGAAGCCCUGAAAUGGUAUUACACUAUUCCCCCUAACUCGGUUGACAGCUUCCGCACUGUCAUCACCUUGUUUAAAAAGCAGUACACCAUUAACCGGAGAGACGAGAUAACCCCCACUGGACUCGUCAAUAUAAAACAAGGCAAAUACGAGACUUUGAGAGCGUUCGUACAAAUAUACAAUGAAGCAGCAAGACGAGCAAAAGGUGUUAACCAUGAAUUUAUAAUCGGGAAUCUCCCCAAUUGUCUAAAACCAGGAUACGUCUCGGAACACCUAUUUGUCAAACAACCCAAAACGAUGGAGGAGCUCCAAGAGAGGUUGACCGAAUACAUCAAGAUGGAAGAUCAGAGAAUCUCUCGCAGAAAACAACCAUCAGAAACCUCCACGAACGAAAUCACAAAAGAAGUAAAGCGCCCCCGUGAAAGAGAUCAACUGCAAAGAUUCCUCCGAAGGAACCUAUCGGUGCCGUUAGGUCCCCACUAUGACCAUUAUGCAAAACUCAACACAUCAAGGGAAAGGGUAUUUGAAAAAGCCCUACAAGCCAACCUCAUUUUCGUACACAAACGACAGAAACCCACGGACGCAGAUGACACUAAGGUCUGCCGAUACCACGAUAAUAGGGGGCACACUACCGAAGGAUGCCAAGGACUAAAAGAUGAACUGGAAAGGCUUAUUUGCGCAGGAUACCUCCGAGAAUUCGUACAAGAAAAAGCAAACCUAACAAGGCGCUCCCCCAGAAAGGAGCCCAUUCGAAGAAGUCCGGAGAAAAUUCGACCAACAGACCGUUCGAGAAGCCGUUCCCAAGGAAGAGCACAUGAUAGACCAGCCAGGGGUCGCAUCGAUACGAUCUCUGGAGGGUUUGCCGGAGGGGGAGCUUCAUCCUCAGCUCGAAAAAGACACCUGAGAAACUUGCAAAGUGUCCACAAUGUGAGUCACCCACCAACUGUCAAUGCCGGACAUCACGUUCACCAACGCGGAUUUCCAUGCCCCUGA
Molecule: messenger RNA, 1149 nt
Organism: Vigna radiata var. radiata (mung bean)
Lineage: Eukaryota; Viridiplantae; Streptophyta; Magnoliopsida; Fabales; Fabaceae
Exons: 1
Coding region: 1-1149 (382 amino acids)
Source: RefSeq, a predicted model, not a curated record